AUGUCCGCAGCUCGCGACGCUAUUUCUCUAUCUUACCUCCGGCGAGCAGUGGUCAGCCUCCCUCCAUCAGCGGUCAGCCACACCAUAUUCCAUCGCCGGGUUACCAGUGCCGUCGGCACACGGCACCGUCGCUCCGUCGACGAUUCGCCGGCUGGGGAUAAGCCCAUAAGCUUCGAGCAUGCGGUAUAUCUUUUCAACAACGGCGAUUACCACCGGUGCCACGACUUCUUCGAGGAGCUCUGAUACGAAGCCGAAGAGCCUACUCGGACAAUUCUUCACGGCAUCCUCCAGUGCGCCGUUGGCUUUCAAAAUCUCUUCAACCAGAACCACCGCGGGGCGAUGAUGGAGUUGGGAGAAGGUCUUUGCAAGUUGAGGAAGAUGGGGAUCGAGAGCGGGCCAUUCCUUAGAUUCGAGCAGGAGAUCUCAGAAGCUUUGGAGUUUGUUUACCAGACGCAGAAGGAGCUUGCCGCAUGUGCUGAUGACUUGUGCAUCGCAAUGGAUGGCUCGGAAGUAUCCUAUAGAUUACUGGGAAGCUUUGCUGCUGGGCAAAAUCUAUACAAAGUAGAUCACAGUCCAGAAGGAUUACCUUGCAUCAUCUUUACUUCAAGUCGCCAUCACGUUUUAGAUAAGCCUUCCAUGGUUAAAGUUCCCACACUGGACGCAAGCAAAGAACAUCUUGAAGCAUUCCAGUAUAGAAGUAAAUAAGAAGGUUUCCUUUCAUCCUCUUACUGUAUAUUAUCUCUUUAUUCUCACUUAAGAUUGUACAUUUUGUCAGUAAGUCUUCCAUGAUUACCUCAAGAGCAACCUUAUUUUACUUGCUAAGAAAUAUAGUAUUUGGAAAUCAUUUUGUGGAAUCUUACAGAUAUAAGUUAUUUUCAUAAUUUUUA
Dendrobium catenatum is the source of this 887-nucleotide messenger RNA. RefSeq lists its product as uncharacterized. Lineage: Eukaryota; Viridiplantae; Streptophyta; Magnoliopsida; Asparagales; Orchidaceae. The record is from RefSeq and is a predicted model, not a curated record.